UGUGGUAUUCACUAUUCUGCCCUACCAUUACUCUGUGAAAGCCUUCAUUUCUCACUCAGUCGUCUCUUUUGCUAAGCCACAAUAACACAAACACCUUGACUGCACAGCCCCACUGAUCAGAAAGAGGGCUAAACGAAGAAGGAGGAGGUCAAAAAUGGGAACCCUUGGGAAAGCAAUUUACUCCCUGGGAUCCAUCGUUCGAGCGACCGGCAAAGCUCUUGAUCGCGUCGGAAAUCGCCUUCAAGGCAGCUCCCACAUAGAGGAACACCUGUCCAGGCAUCGGACUCUUAUGAACAUAUUUGAUAAAGCUCCAGUGGUGGAUAAGGAUGUAUUUGUAGCUCCAGGUGCCACAGUCAUUGGAGACGUCCAUGUGGGACGCAAUUCAUCUAUUUGGUAUGGAUGUGUGCUAAGAGGUGAUGUUAACAGCAUCAGUGUCGGAUCUGGCACCAAUAUACAGGACAACUCCCUUGUUCAUGUGGCCAAAUCAAACAUAAGUCAAAAGGUGCUGCCCACCAUUAUAGGGAACAAUGUCACUGUUGGUCAUAGUGCUGUUGUACAUGGCUGCACCAUUGAGGAUGAGGCCUUCAUUGGUAUGGGAGCCACACUGCUUGAUGGUGUUCAUGUAGAGAAACAUGCCAUGGUUGCUGCAGGAUCCCUUGUGAAACAGAACACAAGGAUUCCCUCCGGAGAGGUAUGGGCAGGCAAUCCAGCUAAGUUUCUGAGGAAGCUAACUGAUGAAGAGAUAGCCUUCAUUGCUCAGUCAGCAACCAAUUACUGUAACCUUGCUCGUGUCCAUGCAGCUGAGAAUUCCAAGUCCUUUGACGAAAUUGAAUUUGAAAAGAUGCUUCGUAAGAAGUAUGCCAAACGUGAUGAGGAAUAUGAUUCUAUGAUUGGUGUUGUCCGUGAAACACCUCCCGAGCUUGUACUUCCUGAUAAUAUUCUCCCUGAAAAAGCUGCAAAGAGCAUCGUCCAAUGAGAUUAGUGCCCAAGCAACUCUCUCUCUGUUUUGCUUUCCAAAGAUUUAUUUUACCCCGUGAGCAUCUGUAUGGAGAAUAGUCAUGGAUAUUGGCUGUUGCCCUUCCAAAUAAUACCAAACUUAUUGGAUAGCAUCGGUACGUCAGUGCUU
Messenger RNA from Solanum stenotomum, 1126 nucleotides. Its product is annotated as gamma carbonic anhydrase 2, mitochondrial-like. NCBI's taxonomy places the organism in Eukaryota, Viridiplantae, Streptophyta, Magnoliopsida, Solanales, Solanaceae. The coding region runs from base 155 to 976 and encodes 273 amino acids. The transcript is spliced from 5 exons. The record is from RefSeq and is a predicted model, not a curated record.